UUUCACAAGCAUAGGAACCCUUGCGAAGCAGCACUGAAGCAGCGUUCCAGAGCUAAUAGGGCCUCACCUCUGAACAAGAGCUGUCCAGAAGUUCCCGCAGUGGAAAAUGGCAUAAUUGUUAUAGAGGAGGUAGAAGGACAAAUUCUGGGGACUUGCGUUUGUAUCAAGGGCUACCACCUGGUAGGAGAGAAAACCUUUUUUUGCAAUGCCUCUACGGAGUGGAAUGCUCCUGUUCCCACAUGUCGACUGGGCCACUGUCCUGACCCGGUGCUGGUGAAUGGUGAACCCAGCUCCCUGGAUCCUGUGAGUGUGAGUGACAAAAUCACUUUUAAGUGCAAUGAGCACUAUAUCCUCAAGGGCAGCAGUUGGAGUCAGUGCCUGGCCAACCACACCUGGAUGCCUCCCUUACCCGUCUGCAAAAGCAGAGACUGUGGCCCUCCUGGGAAUCCCGCUCAUGGCUAUUUUGAAGGAAAAGAUUUCAACUCAGGUUCUACCAUUACUUACCACUGUGAAGACAGGUACCACUUGGUGGGCACACGGGACCAGCAGUGCAUUGACGGGGAGUGGAGCAGUGCACUUCCAGUCUGCGAGUUGAUCCAAGAAGCUCCCAAACCAACUCCACAGACGGAGUUUGAGAAGGCACUCUUUGCCUUUCAGGAGAAUAAAGAACUUUGCAAAGCCAUAGAGAACUUUGUGCAAAGACUAAAGGAAAAUGGUUUAACUAUGGAGGAACUGAAAUAUUCUCUGGAAAUAAAGAAAGUUGAAUUGGAGGCAAAAAUGUUGUCCUGACAUUGUAGCUGAGCAGACUGGGUAAUAGAAAUGCACCUAUGAAUAAAUCUUCUCUUGGUUCUAAAACU
Callorhinus ursinus (northern fur seal) is the source of this 857-nucleotide messenger RNA. Lineage: Eukaryota; Metazoa; Chordata; Mammalia; Carnivora; Otariidae. The record is from RefSeq and is a predicted model, not a curated record.